AUGAAGGUCGUCGCAGUAUCUCUAGUGAUUGGAGCUUUGCUCCUGAUGACCGGAAAUCCGGUUACCGGUCAGCUGGGUGGGCUUUCUAUAGAUGUGAUUAAAAACAAUACUGACGAAGAGGUCGUUGCUCUUUUUGCCGACAUACUUUUACGAAAUAAAGUCAUACUUCAUAAACUUGAGCCACUUCCGUUUGCUAUUGGCCCAGUUAUGAAUGAGGUAUCAAAGUUAAACCCACCGAUACCCAGUGUGGUUUUGCUGUGGUUACUUGAUAGUUUACCAGCAUGGUUAAACAAUCCCGAUUUUUUGAUAGGUUUGGAUUCCUUGGUAAAGAAUAUCAAUAAAGUCAACAUUACAGAUUUAGUUGCUACAAAAAACUACACUAUAUUGAUGUACGGCUUAGUGGCCCGAACUGAGUAUAGCCAUGUUAUCGAAGAUUUUCUGAUGGCGGAGGGACAAAACAUUACCAAAGCAAUCGGUCUCAAUUCAGAUCUUGCUCAGAAGACUUUACCUUGGGUUGUUCAAAACAUUGGAGCAUUCCUAAGACAAGAUGGUCCAGCCCUGAUACAGAUAUUGGUGCGUGAACUAAAUGCAGUAAAUCUGACUGGCCUGAACAAGUUAAACGGAUCGAAUGCAAUACAAGCAAUAUUGAAAAGGAUCAACUACACCAGUCUGUUGGAUGAACUCUACAAACUAACGUCAGUAAAAGGACUCGUCCAUACUGGGUUCCAAGUUAUAGGUCUUAAUCCAGAAUUAGGGGACAAGUUAAUUCCUGAACUGUAUAAUGGACUUGAGGAAAUUGUUAAUCUCACAAUAGGACAGAUCAAUCAACUAAACAUUACAGCACUUGCCGGGCUUUACCAAGCGAACAUCACGGAUCCAGAUCUAUUGAAGAGAAUCAACUAUCUCGACAUUCUAAAAUCUACUUUCCUUCCAAAAAUAGGUAGUCUUGUCCUAACGUAUGUCAGGGAAAAUGCAGUGGGCGUUUUUAAACUGUUUGUGGAAGAAAUGAACCUGGUAACAAAGAAAAAUGUAGUUUUUUUCAUAUUUCAUACCCCAACCAUUACGAAUCUGCUGCAGAAAUUCGAUUGGGGAGAAUUCCUUACAAAGUUUUUAGAAAGAUUUGGGAAACCGGUGUUUGACAUUGUUGGUCUGAAUCCCGUAAUUGGAAAAGUGUUGGCACCAAUUAUUGCCCAGGAUCUUCCAACUAUUUUGAAAUUAGCAAUACUAGAUCUAAAUAAGAUAAACGUGAGUUUGAUUGACAAUCCGCCAAAUGGAACAAGCCCGCUAGUGGUUAUCGUGAAGGAACUAGAUGUUACCAACAUUUUACACGAGUAUGUCAAGUGGAAGGGACUGAAAUGGGAUAAUAUUAUGGGACUGAAUACAGCGACUGCCCUCAUGCUCUUGGAUUGGACCUCUGAAAGGGUUGUUAGCUUUCUGAAGAACGAGACAUAUAAUUUGCUCAGUAUAUUUGUGGAGGAGGUGAAACAAGUAAACAAAUCUGGACUUGAUCCAUCUAAUGCAGAAGAAUAUGCUGGCGGAAUCAUGAGUCGAUUGGCUUGGAGUAGAAUGCUAGCUGGCAUAAUUGGAGAACAAAAAGAUCUGUUAUUUUCACUCCUGAAUCUGAACUCUUUACAAAACAUGGAUUCAGAAUUAAUUACGCGUAUGAUACAACCAGUACUCGGACUACUUCCGGAUGUGCUCCGUGUAGUUUCGGACUCCUUUUCAGACGCCAACGUCACCAGUAUACCGGCAGAUGCUAGUGUAAUGGACAUAAUCCGUCAAGUCAACCUCAAAACAUUAUGGCAGGACGUCAUCAAUAUGAUUCUCCCACCAGUGUCUACUCCAAAGUAUAAUUUGAGAAAUGCCGCCCGGAAGAGAGGCGCCUUGAAAAAGGCAAAAGUAGAAGAAAUCCCACCAAUGUGUGGACCUGACUCCCGUGAUUUUCUAUUGAAUGCAAUCAGCGAGUCAUGGGCCAUGCAAAUGCUUGAUGCGGCUGGCAAACCAACAGCAGGACUUCUGAGAGGCAGCCUACAUAUGUUGGGGAAUUAUGACGAGUGUCUGGCCGUACAGGCUAAGAUCACUUCCGCAGACAACACUACCAGGUCCUUUAGUGGCCGUUAUUUUCGGAUCGCAUUUGAUCUCCCGAAAUCCUUGCUUAUUACAUUGGUACCAAGUCUUGCAACACAGAAACUGUAUGGCAUGAAGACUACUCUAAGCCUCGGCGUUUGCCUCCCAGAUAGCUGCACCCAACAAGAUGUGAUCGAUUUCUUUGAAACUGGAUUAGUAGCUGGACUCAACAUAUCACCAUUGAGUGUGACGAGUUUAAAAUCACUUGAUCUAGCCACUGACCAAGACGCAAUCUUAGUCUUGGCGAUCGUUGCAGCGAUUAUAUUGCUAGUAAUAAUAGCAACCAUCAUCCAUAUUUGUAAAUGGGAUAAGGACCAGUCCAGCAACAGAAGGAAUGAGAUACGAUUGUACGAAGAUUACACUAACCAUGGUUACGACGCGUACGAAUCACCAGAUUCAGCUGAUAAAGACACAGACUCGAAGACAACCACAACAACCAACACGACCACCACGUCUUUCAGCAAUGUUUCCACGAAAGAGGAUUUGAUCUCUGAAGCAACAACACUUAAAAUAAAGACAGAGACAAAGAAAACCACAGAUCAUCAGGACAAUCAUUACGAUGACAUGAACUCUCUACAUUUUACUAAAACACCGGAUCUUGGAAAACGCAUAGUAAUAAGCUUCUCAGCUCUACAAAAUAUUCGACAGUUAAUGUCUUACAGAAGAUUAUCUAAUGCUAUUCACUGCAUACACGGGAUACGCACACUAAGCAUUCUGUGGAUUAUGUUAGGAAAUACAUAUAUUUACAAUAUCCUACCUGUCACCGAUAGUACCUUGGCUGUGGAUAUGCUAGAUGCGUUAGACAUAAUGAAAAGGUUUACCUUCCAAGCGGUCAUGGGCGCUCACUACGGCAUCGAUACGUUCCUCUUGAUCAGUGGCUGCCUCGCUACGUACAGCGUUUUGUCCAAAUUUGAGAGGUUCAAAAAGUUCAAAUGGAAAACUCUUCUUGGUUUCAUUUUUCAUCGUUAUAUCAGAUUGACCCCAGCUUACAUCAUGGUGUUGGUGAUAUUUGUAUACUGGUAUGAAUACUUGGGUACAGGACCCCAUUGGCCUGAUCAUAUAGACGUAGCUGACAAGUGCCGAACUGACUGGUGGCACCACCUCCUCUAUAUCAACAAUCUCAUUGGUAUCCAGGGCAACGACGCAUUCCAUCAGUGUAUGACUUGGUCCUUUUUCCUCGCCCUCCUGAUGCAGUUUUAUUUGAUUACACCAAUACUGCUACUGAUGGCAUCCUUUUCUUAUCGUUUAGCUGGGGUGGUUUUGUUCUUGUUGAUGGCAGCUGGUAUCACUUCAACAGGGGUAAAGGAGCAUAAAUAUGGAGGGGACCUUUUAUCAAUGAUAGAAGAUAAUGGAGACUACUGGAACAAUGUGUUUAUUGCUCCGUGGUGUCGGGUGUCCUCCUACUGUAUCGGGAUGAUGCUUGGUCUAGCUCUCAUGAAGUGCAAAGGCGGGAAUGGCAACACAAAGUACGAAGAACGUGGAACCAAAAGGUUACCAUUGUGGAGUGCGAUUAUUGGUUGGUUGAGUGCUAUAGUGAUAGGAAUAUUUGUUGUCUACAUAAAUUACACCAAAUACCGCCCAGAACUUGGGGAAUGGAACAGAAAUAUGGAAUCGGCUUAUGAGGCUCUUGGAAGACCAUUAUGGUGUUUCUGUGUUGCAUGGGUCAUAUUUGCCUGCUUUACCGGACGAGGCGGUCUGAUAAAUUCUUUUCUGUCUUGGCCUGGAUUCCUUCCACUCUCUCGCUUGACGUUUGCUGUGUACCUUGUUCACCCAAUUUGGAUAGUUUUCUACAUGUACAGUAGCCGAUCACUAAUCUAUCUCCUUAAUGACUUCGGCAUGACAUACUUAUUCAUUGGAAGCACCGUGUUGUCGUUUGGUCUUGCUUUUCUGGUCGCCGUUGCCUUCGAGAAACCAUUUUGUAAUCUGGCUAGAGCAAUUAUCAAGAACAAAUGA
This is a messenger RNA of Ylistrum balloti, 4080 nucleotides long. RefSeq lists its product as uncharacterized. Gene Ontology annotation, molecular function: acyltransferase activity, transferring groups other than amino-acyl groups. The record is from RefSeq and is a predicted model, not a curated record. The transcript has 16 exons. Bases 1 to 4080 code for a protein of 1359 amino acids. Lineage: Eukaryota; Metazoa; Mollusca; Bivalvia; Pectinida; Pectinidae.